CAGCAAAAGAGGAUCAGUUAUCGCUCUCCCGCCAUAACAACCUUCAGCUUGGAAUAAUAUCUCGUCAACGAACCAACUCCGGUCAUCACGAGUGCGCAUUCGCGAAACAUUACGGAAAAUUAGAUCAACAAUCGAGCAUUAUCAUUGCGCGCGGUCUCGACCAUUGUUUGUGACGAACCCCUUUCCUUGGAGAGAACACUGGACCUUUUCUAUCCCCACUUACUUUCCGGCCAUGAACCAAGAGGCAACCAGGAAAAACGACGAACUUCAGCGGCGCAGAUGGGCUCUCGGCAAAAUACAUGCAUUCAAACAAGCACUUGUCGAAAAUCAACAUAACCCUUCGCCAGGCUACGCGCUCAACAAGGAGCCUGGGUACGCAAAGGUGGGAUGCCUGUUUCCCGUGGACCGGUUCAAUGAUGAGCUUCUGCGGUCUGUGAGGGAGCAAUUGCCGAGUGUCUUUGAGGAGGCAUUACUCUGUUAUCUUGAAGCCUGGGAAGAGUGGGUCAAACAGAUGAUGGUUCAUUGCGCGCAAUACUUGGACUACCGGCUUGCUCGGCUGAAGCAGCGCCAGGAGAUGGUGGAAGCGAUAAAGGGAGAUGACCGAGCCCCUGGGCCUGAAACCGAUGGCGAAGGAGACGAGAUAGCAGAAGGAUAUGGGAAAGUAUAG
Neurospora hispaniola is the source of this 667-nucleotide messenger RNA. RefSeq lists its product as uncharacterized. The record is from RefSeq and is a predicted model, not a curated record. The coding region runs from base 233 to 667 and encodes 144 amino acids. The transcript is spliced from 3 exons. NCBI's taxonomy places the organism in Eukaryota, Fungi, Ascomycota, Sordariomycetes, Sordariales, Sordariaceae.